AUGUCGAAGCACGAUCACGAUGCUCGCUGGCCGUCAGAGGGUAAUGGCGAGGGUGAAGGCGGCCGUGACCAGCACCAGCACCAGAGCCCAGAACCCUUGGUAACAGAGAAAAACGACGAUGCAUUCAUGGUGUCGACCGAGACGCUGGGCGAGAGUGACCACUCGCAACCCCAACAGCAACCGGACGGCGAGCCCCAGGAACCGCGGUUUGCCCAGCUGGUCCGCACAGCGACCGAGGUGAUGCUCGACUGCAAUCCCUUCCUCGACCUCGACCAGCCGUGGCUCAAUCCGACCUCGCCGCAGUUCGACAAGAAGCUGUGGGCCAAGACCUUCUUCCACACCCUCAAGAGCGAUCCACGCCGUUACCCGCAGCGCACCGCCGGCGUGUCGUUCCAACAGCUCAACGUGUCGGGCUGGUCGGCCUCGACCGACUACCAGAAAGACGUGGCCAAUGUGCUGCUGGAGAUCCCCAGUAUGCUGGUCGAAGCGAUUAACCACCGGAAGCAAAAGGUGCAGAUCCUGAAGGACUUUGAGGGGCUGGUCCGGAAUGGCGAGAUGCUGGUGGUGCUGGGCCGCCCGGGGAGUGGUGCUUCGACCUUCCUCAAAACCAUCGCCGGGCAGGUGCAUGGCCUGUAUCUCGACGCCGGCUCGGACAUCAACUACCAAGGCGUGCCCUGGGACAUCAUGCACACCCGCUACCGGGGCGAAGUGGUGUACCAGGCCGAAACCGACGUGCACUUCCCCUAUCUGACGGUCGGCCAGACCCUGCUCUUCGACGCCCUGGCCAAAACCCCGCGCAACAGGCUGCCGGGCGUGUCGCGCGACCGCCACGCCCACAUCCUGCGCGACGUGGUCAUGGCCGUGUUUGGCCUCAGCCACACCGUCAACACCCGCGUAGGCAACGACUACGUGCGCGGGGUCAGCGGCGGCGAGCGCAAGCGCGUCAGCAUCGCCGAGGUCGCCUUGGUGCAGAGUCCACUCCAGUGCUGGGACAACAGCACGCGCGGCCUGGACUCGGCCACCGCCCUGGAGUUUGUCAAGACCCUCCGGCUGUCCACCGAGCUGGCCGGUUCGACCGCCAUCGUCGCCAUCUACCAGGCCUCGCAGGAUGCGUACGAGGUGUUCGACAAGGUCGUGCUGCUCUACGAGGGCCGUCAGAUCUACUUUGGCCGCACCGAGGCCGCCAAGCAGUACUUUGUCGACCUGGGCUUCCAGUGUCCCGACCGACAGACCACCGCCGACUUCCUCACCUCGCUGACCAACCCGGCCGAACGCAUCGUCCGGCCCGGGUUCGAGAACAAGGUGCCCCGGACGCCCGACGACUUUGCCCGCGUCUGGCAGUCGAGCCGCGAGAGGGCGCAGCUUCUCCAGGACAUUGCGGCCUUCAACGAGGAAUUCCCGCUCCACGGGCCGUCGCUGGAGGAAUUCAAGGAGUCGAAGAAGGCCGAACAGGCGGCGUUGACGCCCAGUUCAUCUCCCUACACCAUAUCCGUGCCCAUGCAGAUCCGGCUCUGCAUCACGCGCGGCUUCCAACGCCUGCUCGGCAACAAAGCCUUCUUCCUGGUCACCGUGUUCGGGAAUCUGCUUAUCUCGCUGGUGCUGGGCAGCGUCUUCUACAACCUCCCCGGCGACACGGGCAGCAUCACCAGCCGCGGCACGUUGAUCUACUUUGCCAUUCUGUUCAACGCGCUGAACAGCGCGCUGGAAGUCUUCUCCCUGUACGAGCAGCGGCCCAUCGUCGAGAAACAGUCGCGGUAUGCGCUGUACCACCCCUUCUCCGAGGCCAUUUCGUCCAUUGUCACGGAAAUGCCCAGCAAGAUCCUGUCGACCUUCGCCUUCAACCUACCGCUGUAUUUCCUGGCCAACCUGCGCCGCGAACCGGGGCCGUUCUUCAAAUUCUUGCUGUUCGGCUUCACCUGCACCAUGGCCAUGUCGAUGAUCUUCCGCACCAUCGGCCAGACCACCCGCACCAUCCACCAGGCCCUCACCCCCAGUGCUUUUCUGGUGCUGGCCCUGGUCAUCUACACGGGAUAUAUCGUGCCGACCUCGGAGAUGCAGGAUUGGCUCCGCUGGAUCAACUACUUAGACCCCAUCGCCUACGGCUACGAGUCCAUGAUGGUCAAUGAGUUCCACGGCCGCCGAUUUCCGUGUGCCCAGUUCGUGCCCAUGGGCCCGGCUUACCAGAACGUCACUGGGCUGGGACGCGCCUGUUCGGCCAGUGGUGCCCUGCCUGGGGCUGACUAUGUGGACGGAGGUUUCUACAUCGAUGCCGUUUUUGGCUACAGUCAUGGUCAUCUCUGGAGAAAUCUCGGCAUCCUGAUCGGCUUCAUCUGCUUCUUCACCGCCACCUACCUAAUGGCAGCCGAGUUCAUCCACAGCGAACGGUCGAAAGGGGAAGUCCUAGUCUUCCGCCGUGGCCACGCGCCCAAAUCGCUGAUCAAAGGUAAAUCCUCGGCACGACCACGAGACGAGGAAUCCGCCGACACCGACACCAGCCUGGCUGGGGGCGAGAAAACCCUCGAACCGGCCGACGAGCCCAAAGACGAACCACUCCAGACCGUCAUUCCGCGACAGACGUCCAUCUUCCAUUGGAGAGAUGUGUGUUACGAGGUCAUGAUCAAGGGCCAGCCGCGACAGCUGUUGCAUGAUGUCGAUGGUUGGGUCAAGCCGGGGACAUUGACGGCGUUGAUGGGCGCUUCCGGUGCCGGCAAAACCACCCUUCUCGACGUCCUCGCCAGCCGAGUCACCAUGGGCGUAGUCAGCGGCCACAUGCUCGUCGACGGCUGGCCACGAGACCGAUCGUUCCAACGAAAGACGGGCUACGUGCAGCAGCAGGAUCUGCACCUGGCCACCGCCACGGUGCGCGAGUCGUUGCGCUUCUGUGCCAUGCUGCGCCAGCCGAGGACGGUCAGUACCGAGGAGAAGUACGCCUAUGUCGAGGAGAUUAUUAAGUUGUUGGAGAUGGAGAAGUAUGCCGAAGCGAUUGUGGGCGUUCCUGGAGAAGGCCUCAACGUCGAACAACGAAAACGCCUCACCAUCGGCGUCGAACUGACCGCAAAACCCGACCUCCUCCUCUUCCUCGACGAGCCCACCUCCGGCCUCGACAGCCAAACGGCAUGGUCGAUCGCCGCGCUCCUAAGAAAACUCUCGGACAACGGCCAGGCCAUUCUCUGCACCAUCCACCAACCGUCAGCCAUGCUCUUCCAGCAAUUCGACCGUAUCUUGCUAUUAGCCCGCGGCGGCCGCACCGUCUACUUUGGCGACAUUGGGCCCGAGUCUCAGACCCUCACUGGCUACUUUGAGCAGUAUGGCGCCCGGCCGUGCGAGCCGCGCGAAAACCCGGCCGAAUGGAUGCUGGAGGUCAUCGGCGCCGCGCCGGGUGCGACUGCUGUGCGAGAUUGGCCUGACACGUGGCGAUCUAGUCGCGAAUAUGCACAGGUUCGAACGGCGUUGUUGGAGUUGGAAGCGAAUGCUAGCCAACAACAGCAGCAAACAUCAGCAACGACGACGACGACAAACACCACGAUAACAGAGUACGCCGCCCCCUUGUGGACGCAGAUGCGUCUAUGCACGCACCGCGUGUUUCAGCAGUACUGGCGUACGCCGUCGUAUAUCUAUGCGAAGCUUCUGUUGUGUCUUGCGACGAGCAUCUUCAUCGGCGCUUCCUUCUACCACGCCAAAGUCACCCUCCAAGGCCUCCAAGACCAAAUGUUCGCCAUCUUCAUGAUCAUGGUCAUCCUCGCCUUUUUGGUCUACCAAACCAUGCCGAACUUCGUGGUCCAGCGCGACCUGUACGAGGUACGCGAGCGACCGUCCAAAACAUACGCCUGGCCCGUCUUCAUGGCGGCCAACAUCGUGGUCGAACUGGCCUGGAACACGCUGGCCGCGCCCCUGAUCUUCUUCCCUUUCUACUAUCUGGUCGGUAUGCAGCGGAACGCCGAGCCUGCCCACCAGGUGUCGGAGCGGGGGGGGCUCAUGUUCCUGCUGAGCUGGUGUUUUACGCUGUUCACGGCCACGUUUGCAGACUUGAUCAUUGCGGGGUUGCCGACGGCUGAGAUUGGGGCCAUUAUCGCCUUGGUGUUGUUUGCUUUGUGUUUGAUAUUUUGUGGUGUCCUCGCCACACCCGCCGCCAUGCCAGGAUUCUGGAUCUUCAUGUAUCGCGUAUCCCCAUUAACGUACCUAAUCGGCGGCUUCCUCUCCACCGGCCUCGCCAACAACGCCGUCCACUGUUCACCGCUCGAAGUGUCGACGGUCCAACCAGCCCCCAACCAAACCUGCGCCGACUAUCUAGGCCCCUACAUGCAAAUGGCCGGCGGCUCGCUGUACAACCCGGACGCCACGGCCGACUGCCAAUUCUGCCCGGUGGCGUCGACCAACGUCUUUCUGGCCUCCAUCUCGGCCGACUAUGCGGACCGAUGGCGCAAUUUCGGCAUCAUGUUCGCGUAUAUUUUGUUCAAUAUCGCUGCUGCUUUGGGCCUGUAUUGGCUGGCGAGGGUGCCGAAGCGGGGGCUGGGUUUGCGUCAGCGACUGGGUGCUUUGGCGAAGUUGGCUAAGCGGAAGUCUUAG
Molecule: messenger RNA, 4566 nt
Organism: Capronia epimyces CBS 606.96
Lineage: Eukaryota; Fungi; Ascomycota; Eurotiomycetes; Chaetothyriales; Herpotrichiellaceae
Product: ATPase
Exons: 7
Coding region: 1-4566 (1521 amino acids)
Biological process (GO): transmembrane transport
Cellular component (GO): membrane
Molecular function (GO): ATP binding; ABC-type transporter activity; ATP hydrolysis activity
Source: RefSeq, a predicted model, not a curated record